AAGCAAAAGGUGCUCAGAAGAAACCGAUGACCAUGCAACAAAGAUCAACAGAGCGUGAUCUGUCUUACUGGGAGUAUAUUGAUGCAUUACAUUCUAUUCAGAAUAGUAAUUCUUCAAUCAAACAUAUCGAUGUUGGAUCAAUUUCAUCCAUGCAUUUAUGAUUCCAUUGAAAAUUUUGUUGAUGUCAAAGCCGAUGGUAACUAUGGAUAUCGUCUAAUUGUUGUCUUGUUAGAUAUGGGUGAAGAUUCAUGGUCAUUGGUGCGCAAUCAUUUGCUUAAAGAACUUACAAAAUGGUCUGAUGAGUAUAUGAACCUACUUGAUGGCAUAAACAAAUUUGAGGAAUUAAAGCGGUCCCUACUUGUUGAUGAAUUAUCCAUGGUUACCAUGGGCAAGUGGAUGAAUAUCACCGACAUGAGAUAUGUCAUUGCAUCAAGGUAUAAUGUCAUCCUUGUUUCUCUUUCACUCCAACAAGCAUGACAUUUUUUUCCUCUUAGAAGUCAACCACCAACAAAUUCUUUUGUGCAUCGCGUCAUAUGUAUCGGUUAUGUGUAUGACAAUCAUUUUGUUCAGGUAAAAGUAUGAUCAUCAUCUUUGUGUAAUUUUUGUAAAAAAAAUAUGUUCUGAUAUUUUGAAUGUGUAUGUCCUUAUGUAACAGCUAUUUCUAAGAGAUUGUUGUUUGUUU
Glycine soja is the source of this 682-nucleotide messenger RNA. RefSeq lists its product as uncharacterized. Bases 82 to 477 code for a protein of 131 amino acids. Lineage: Eukaryota; Viridiplantae; Streptophyta; Magnoliopsida; Fabales; Fabaceae. The transcript is spliced from 2 exons. The record is from RefSeq and is a predicted model, not a curated record.